CUUCAAAAUCUUCACAGAUACAUCGCCUUCAUGAUGCUUGCAUUCACAUAACCUAUACUUCUAUCAAUCAUGCGACGAAACUCUAGUGUGUACAGUUUGCAGUGAACCAUCUUAACUGCAGACCACGCCAGGUACAGGAGGAAAUACAAGAGGAAAGCCGUGGUACACCGGAAUAGCGGAGGACUGAAUCGACUCUCAACAUGGCAUCCUCGCGGAGUCGAGAUGCCGAAAACAGGGGUGCAUACACAACCGUUGCACAAACCGAGGAUGCAAGUGCAAGGUUGACUGUUCACGGAAAAAUCGCAGAUGAGGGCUCGGAGGACACAGGUUUUGGACCGCCCGUUCAUAUCGGAGCUGUUCCCACACCAGAAGACGACCUCUUUCUUCCACGGAUAGCUGACAGUCUUCCUCGUGGCGCCUUCUUGGUAGCUAUCGUGGAGCUAUGUGAGCGCUUUGCCUACUAUGGCUUAUCCGGUCCAUUCCAAAACUAUAUCGCCAACGGAUACAACGAUGCCAACGGUCUUCCUGGAGCUCUUGGCCUAAAACAGUCAGGUGCUACUGCAAUGACCAACUUUUUCCAGUUCUGGUGCUAUCUAACGCCUUUGUUCGGGGCCAUUAUUGCGGACCAGUUUCUCGGCAAGUACGCAACAAUCAAAUGGUUCAGUCUAAUUUACAUGGGCGGGAUCACAAUCCUCUUUUUGACAAGCUUGCCAUGGGCUAUCCGAAGCGGGGCCGCUUUCCCCGGGCUUGUUGUUGCCAUGUUAAUCAUCGGACUCGGUACGGGUGGUAUCAAAAGUAAUGUGUCACCGUUGAUCGCAGAGCAAGUUCGGUCCAACAAGCCCUUUGUCAAAACUCUGCCAAGUGGGAAGAAGGUCAUUGUCGACCCAGAACUCACGGUGCAGAGGAUCUACAUGGUUUUCUACAUGUGCAUAAACGUUGGUUCGAUAUCUGCAAUCGCGACCACGAUGCUGGAGUUGCAUGUUGGUUUCUGGAGCGCAUACCUUUUACCGCUGAUCAUGUUUUGCGUCGGUUAUGUAAUACUGGUAAGAGGAAAGAAGCAAUACAUCAUCAAACCGCCUCAAGGUGGUGUUAUGGGCAACUGCUUCCGGGCUCUGUACAUUGCCGCAAGGAAUGGCGGCGACCUCAACAAAGCGAAAGCCUCAGCCCAAGGACAUGGAAGACUCAAGUCAAGAGUGACCUGGGACGACAAGUUCGUCGAAGAGCUGAAGACAGCGCUGGUGGCGUGCAAAGUUUUCUUGUUCUUUCCCAUAUACUGGGUCACGUUCUCACAGAUGAUGAACAACUUUAUAUCGCAAGCUGGACAGAUGGAGCUACACGGUCUUCCUAACGACAUUCUUCCCAAUAUCGAUCCCAUCACGAUCAUCAUACUAAUUCCACUUAUGGACCGCUUCAUCUACCCAUUCAUUCGUACCCGUCUGCACCUUGCCUUCCAGCCCAUAACGCGCAUUUCGCUUGGCUUCUUGGUGGCUGCACUGGCCAUGUUGUAUGCUGGCAUCCUCCAAACAUACAUCUACGCAGCGCCGCCAUGCUAUUAUAGCCCUUCGAACUGCAACGCGGGCAAAAUCGGGGAGGGAAGGUUCAAGCCAAACGAAAUCCACGUUGCGUGGCAAGCACCAGCAUAUGUGCUCGUUGCUCUUAGCGAGAUUCUCGCCAGUAUCACGGGGUUGGAGCUGGCAUAUGCGAAAGCGCCAGAGAAUAUGAAGAGCUUCAUCAUGAGCUUAUUUCUUCUCACAAGCGCCGGUGGCAGUGCGUUAGGUAUACUCAUCGCGCCUCUGGCGAGGGACCCUCACCAGCAGUGGCUGUACUUUGGCUUGGCAAGUGCGGCAGCAGUUACUGGCAUCAUCUUUUACCGGAUGUUUAAGAACAUCGAUGACAGCCCCGUCAAGGAGGUACAAAAUGCUGAGGAAUACGAAAUGGCGCGAAGAUUGAGUCCAGAUGAUGAAGAAUACUACAGCGAUGAUGCAGGAGUCGCAGAUCAUUAUACGCGAGCCUGAAGUGAGAACAGGUGCGAGAACACUGAACACGUAGUACGUUGUCUAUGGAAACAUACCUUUGGGUUUCCUAUAGCCCCCACUUCUACGACUCAAUUCUAGAGCGACACCGACGUGAACUACAGCACGCGAGCGGGGUCUUGCGCAUCAAACAAUCAGGCUGAGGCGUUAACGACAGUGCAUCCGAACCCGAUCUUACCAAUAUUGUUCGGUUCUGUGCCGUCUCUUCUGUCAUUGG
Messenger RNA from Bipolaris sorokiniana ND90Pr, 2250 nucleotides. RefSeq lists its product as uncharacterized. The transcript has a single exon. Gene Ontology annotation, cellular component: fungal-type vacuole; plasma membrane. Lineage: Eukaryota; Fungi; Ascomycota; Dothideomycetes; Pleosporales; Pleosporaceae. Gene Ontology annotation, biological process: transmembrane transport; oligopeptide transport. Bases 201 to 2015 code for a protein of 604 amino acids. The record is from RefSeq and is a predicted model, not a curated record. Gene Ontology annotation, molecular function: tripeptide transmembrane transporter activity; dipeptide transmembrane transporter activity.